AUGUAUGUGAAAUGUUUUGAUACAGUAAUGUUUUACUAUGUGAUUUUAGUGAUUUUAGUGAAUGUCACUUUUUGUCAUUUUAAAAAUUUCCCAUCGUUCCGUCCCCCGUACAUCCUGACACUCGCAGGGGACGGAACCCAGAAGACGGAUGCCGGCAUCGGCCAGGGACACUGCAGGAGGGACAUCGCGGGAGCGCAGGACAAGGUAAGUGAUCGAGGGAUCGUGGCGCAGCGCUGCAUGGUAUUCUCGAGUAUAGCUCGGGGUUACUGCUUGUGCUACACUCGAGAAUACCGCCAGGGAGGU
Messenger RNA from Staurois parvus, 303 nucleotides. The record is from the annotation of a GenBank genome assembly. NCBI's taxonomy places the organism in Eukaryota, Metazoa, Chordata, Amphibia, Anura, Ranidae.